Anguilla rostrata (American eel) is the source of this 2816-nucleotide messenger RNA. RefSeq names its product leucine-rich repeat neuronal protein 3-like. Gene Ontology annotation, cellular component: extracellular matrix. The record is from RefSeq and is a predicted model, not a curated record. Gene Ontology annotation, molecular function: protein binding. Bases 644 to 2770 code for a protein of 708 amino acids. The transcript is spliced from 2 exons. NCBI's taxonomy places the organism in Eukaryota, Metazoa, Chordata, Actinopteri, Anguilliformes, Anguillidae.
CAGCGCCAUGUCGCCGUGGCAGCGGACGGGGAGAACGAUGCGGAGCUGAGCGCUGCGGAGGAGGAGGAGGAGGAGAGGAAAAAAGAAGGAGGGAUUAAAUAAAAAGGACUUUGCCUCUCCCUGCGCUGGACUGUGUUCUGGGAUCGCGGCCGUGCGUCUGACUGGAGGGACGCUGCGGGGGGAACCUGUGGAGAGCGGCGCUGGUGUGUGUGUGUGUGUGUGAGAGUGUGUGUGCAGCUGGACUGGCAUGCAGGAGCAAGGCUCUGGAUGGGGAUUACAGGACCGGGUCUGCGUGUCGUGUGGAAGGGGAGAAGAGCGCGUCCAAACCGAUGGCGGUGAGCGUGUGUGAAGGCGAUGGCCAAUGAGAUCGCGGGAUCGGUCCUGAGGGAGGAGAGAGAUCGCCGUGUGCCGCGCCCGCUCCUGUCCACGCGCUCCAAAACAUUUACACCGCCGCGUCGCCGUGGGAACCGGCCUUCAGAUACCAGCCGCCCCCACAGAUACACAUUUGUUUAGCUCCACUUGAAAAAAAAAAACAAACAAACAAAAAAGGAUCUGUAAUUUUUGUUAACAGCACUAAAGACCGCGGAGAGUCCGUGAGGACCAAUCACCAGCUGAACGGGACUCAUGGGGGGGUAGAGUCAAGAUGAAGGACACGUCAGUGGCAGUUCGCAUUUUGGCGGGGCUCACGAUGGCCGCCUCCCUCACCUCGGGGGAGAAGGCCGAUUGCCCCCAGCGGUGCACGUGCGAGACCCGCCCCUGGUUCUCUCCCGGCUCCCAGUACAUGGAAGCCCAGACCGUCGACUGCAACGACCUGGGACUGUUCUCCCUCCCCGAGAGACUGCCAGCCGACACCCAGGUGCUACUGCUCCAGACCAACAACAUCGCCGGCGUCCAGAGGCCCCUGGAUCACCUGGCCAACAUCACGGAGAUAGACCUGUCCCAGAACAACCUUUCCUCCGUGGGAGACCUGGAUUUGGGACACCUCCCUCACCUGCUCUCCCUGCACAUGGAGGAGAACUGGCUGGGCAGCUUACCAAACAGCUGCCUGGCACAGCUCAACAGCCUCCAGGAGCUGUACAUCAACCACAACCAGCUCUCCUCCAUCGCCCCUGGGGGGUUCCUGGGACUGUGGAACCUCCUCAGGCUUCACUUGAACUCCAACAGGCUGCAGGCGAUCAACAGCCAGUGGUUCCAGGCCACCCCUAAGCUGGAAAUCCUGACGAUCGGAGAGAACCCAAUUGGCAGGAUCGAGGACAUGAACUUUAAGCCGCUCGCAAACCUCCGCAGCCUAAUGCUGGCCAGGAUGAACCUGUCAAAAUUACCCGACGGCGCUCUGGUCGGCCUGGAUCGCUUGGAGAGCAUCUCCUUUUACGACAACAGCUUCGCCAGAGUGCCCCACGCCGCCCUCAAAGAGGUCCAGAGCCUCAAGUUUUUGGACCUAAACAAGAACCCAAUUCAGAGAAUACAGAGGGGAGACUUUGCGGACAUGCUCCACCUGAAGGAGCUGGGAAUGAACAGCAUGCCGGAGCUGGUGUCCAUCGACAGGCUUGCCCUGAGCAACCUGCCCGAGCUGACCAAAAUCGAGGCGACCAACAACCCCAAGCUGUCCUACGUGCACCCCAACGCCUUCCGCGGCCUGCGCCGGCUGGAGACGCUGAUGCUGAGCGGCAACGCCCUGAGCGCCCUGCACCGGGGCACGGUGGAGGCGCUGCCCAAUCUGCGGGAGGUGAGCAUGCACAGCAACCCGCUGCGCUGCGACUGCGUCCUGCGCUGGAUGAGCGCCGGCGGGACGCGCCUGCGCUUCAUGGAGCCCGAGGCGCUGCUCUGCGCCGAGCCGCCGGAGUACCGGGGCCAGCCGGUGCGCCGGGUGCACUUCCGCGAGAUGGCGGAGAUCUGCCUGCCGCUGGUCUCGCCCCGGAGCCUCCCGUCCCACGUCGGCGCCCAGAACGGCGGCUCCGUCGCGCUGCACUGCCGCGCCUUCGCCGAGCCCGAGCCCGAGAUCUACUGGGUCACGCCCGCGGGGGACCGGGUCCUGCCCAACGCGGUGCGGGACCACUACCACCUGCACCCGGAAGGGACCCUGCACAUAGAGGGCAUGACGGAGUGGGAGGCCGGCGUCUACACCUGCGUGGCGCACAACCUGGUGGGCGCCGACCUCCGGUCCGUGUCUGUGGAGGUGAACGGGUAUUUCCCACCGUCGCCCAACGGCACCCUGAGCGUGGAGAUCGUGGCCGUGCGACACAACUCCGUCCUGGUGUCCUGGCAGGCCUCCCAAAGCGGCCUGGCCCCCAGGAUAAAAUGGUCGACCGUCCCGUCCGAGAGCAACCGGCCCGCGGCGGCGUUCACGGCCAGGGUGCCCUCCGACGUGAAGGCGUACAACCUGACGCACCUGGACCCCUCCACGCGGUACGAGGUGUGCGUGGACGUACGCGGCGUCCACCGCCAGCACAGCGUCCAGUGCGUCAACGUCACCACCGCGGCGCUGCAGCGCCCCCCGGAGGGCCAGGAGAGGUGGGAGGACGCCGCGGUGAUCGCCGUCUUCGCCGUGCUCCUGGGGGCCGUUUCCGUGGCCUGCUCGCUCGUGUACUCCACCCUGAGGAACCAGCACGUUUCCGGAGAUUUGGCGAAAGCGCCCUCCGAGUGCUCUCUGGGACAGGGGACGGGACAGAACUGCUCUCUCACACGGCUCUGGGUCCAAGGCAAAGACCUGCCCGUCGCCGUGGAGGUCAAAGCCACGGUCAUCCAUGUGCCAAACAAUCAGUCCUUAUAAAAAUUGUAACAAAACAAAAAAAAAAAAAAAAAAAUUAAAAGAGAAA